This is a messenger RNA of Eucalyptus grandis, 1966 nucleotides long. RefSeq names its product F-box protein SKIP23. The transcript has 2 exons. The record is from RefSeq and is a predicted model, not a curated record. Gene Ontology annotation, molecular function: protein binding. NCBI's taxonomy places the organism in Eukaryota, Viridiplantae, Streptophyta, Magnoliopsida, Myrtales, Myrtaceae. Bases 97 to 1116 code for a protein of 339 amino acids.
CUGCGAGUGCAUUUUCGAAGCUAGAAGUCAAGUCAGUCACCGAUCCCGCUCGAUCUACCGGGAGUAACCCCGAGCCUACGCCCCCUCGUCCCCGCCAUGGCCGAUUGGAGCCAGAUGCCGGAGGAACUCCUCCGCCUCAUCGCGCGGCGCCUCGGCACGCAGUUCGACGUCCUCCGAUUCCGAUCCGUCUGCUCUUCCUGGCGCUCCUCGGUCGCGCCAAGCCUUAAGCCCUUCCCGAACGGCCGAUUCCCGAUCAUCCCUGACGACGGCACCGGGGUAGACUUUCUCUGCAAGCGCACCAUCUACCUCCUCGGAGCGCCCCGAUCCGGCGACCGAACGGUCCCCAGCGGGUGGCUGCUCAAAGUCGCGGAGGACGUCCCCUGGGGGAUGAAUACACUGAACCCUCUCUCCAUCUGCGAAUCUGCUCCUCUGCCUGAGGAUUUUCCGAGAGUUUUGGACUUGAUGAAUCUGCGGGUGGUGGAGUUAGGGCACGAGGAUGUCUUUCAUGGCAAAUUGGCCAUGUUUAAAUCUAGGGAAAAGCGGUGGUCCAUCGUUCAGGACAUGCCGUCGCCAUAUGACGACAUGAUAUCAUUUAAAGGGGAGUUUUAUACCGUUGACAAUGCUGGGAGGACUGUGGUCGUCGGGUUGGAUCUGAGUGUGACUUUGAUUGCACAGCCGAACUUUGAUGGUCUCCAAACGAAGUGCUUGGUGGAAUCUGUGGGCGAACUGCUGUUGGUCUAUAUGCAUUGGGAUGAGACACCGAGAUUUAAGGUCUACAAGUUGGACAGAGAAGAGAAGGUAUGGAAUGAGGUGAAAGAUUUAGGGGAUAGGGUGUUGUUUCUGGGAGAUGAAUGUACAUUUUCUGCUUCAGCUGCAGAUUUAGGGGCUUGUAAGGGGAAUUGCAUAUUUUUUAUAGAUCAAGAUGGAGACAUAGCAGCUUCGAGCCUUAAGAUUGUUGUCUAUGAUAUGGAAAGUGGCAUUUUUGGACCUAUAGAAGAUUAUGCAGGUUAUUCAGAGCUGUUCUGGCCUCCUCCAGAUUGGAUUGCUUCGAAGACUUCGGAAGUAAGUAUUUGUUUUCUGGAAUUCUUCCAAUCAUCUAUUUUGCAUCAUCGUUAGACUUUUCAGUUUGUCCGUCCUAGGAAUCCGUAUAGGAGCACACUAGAGAUUUCCUCUGUUCUGUUGCAUAUUCUAAUACUACAUUCUAUCAUCAUGUUCUGAAAGUAUGUCGAAGCUACUUCCUUGCGGGCACUGGUUAUAUUUUUGCCAAGAAGGGAAACCAUGGACUAUAGUCAUUUCUAGGAGAAAAUGUUGGGACUUAACAUUAGAUUCCUCAUGCUUUAUCAUAGUUGGUUUCAUUCCUGGUAAAAAAUAUUUCAUUGAACAUUCUCUGUCAUUUUCCCUUCUAUAAACUAUUUUAUACUCUCUUGGUGAUAGCCUCAGGUUCGAAAUCAAUUGGAAUCACUGGUAGUGUAAUGCGGUGGUUGGUCUUCUUGGAUAUGGGGUGUUGCUACAAUUGAAUCAUUCUGUGGCAUUGUACAUGAAUAAUGCGGUAAGAAAAGGCAAGAGAGGUUGAUUCAGCUCACUGGAUGGACCAAGGCAACUCCUACCGAUGCUGAAGGCAAGAAGGUAAGUCUGGUCAGGCAACAAGGCAUCCUCUGAAUGACUGAUUAUGAGAUUAAUGCUCGGACUCCACCUAGAGGACCUGCAUCAUUGGUCAGGUCUUGUUGACUGUUUAUCAAGGAUUCCGCCAGACAAUCUCUGUCAAUUGAUGCAGAGGCACGUGAAGCCGUUCACUGUGCAUAGAUUUUAUUUUUUUGGGUCUCACUCCUCUUUUCUAUGUACAUGUGUCUGCGGUGCUCACGGAAUUUGAACUAUGAAAAGUAUGGUCUUCUGACCAUUUUUACCCUCUGUACUCACUUAUGGAUGCUUUUCUUAUUGUAAGUUAUGCUUCUAAAGUCUUUCCUUA